Molecule: messenger RNA, 1092 nt
Organism: Rosa rugosa (rugosa rose)
Lineage: Eukaryota; Viridiplantae; Streptophyta; Magnoliopsida; Rosales; Rosaceae
Product: MADS-box transcription factor 23-like
Exons: 9
Coding region: 59-688 (209 amino acids)
Biological process (GO): positive regulation of transcription by RNA polymerase II
Cellular component (GO): nucleus
Molecular function (GO): protein dimerization activity; DNA-binding transcription factor activity, RNA polymerase II-specific; RNA polymerase II cis-regulatory region sequence-specific DNA binding
Source: RefSeq, a predicted model, not a curated record
UAGAAACCGUAGAUUGAUCAAUACCAAACCUUAAAUUUACAGAAGGAACAUAAGGGAUAUGGGAAGAGGGAAGAUCGUGAUCCGAAGGAUUGAUAAUUGUACGAGCAGGCAAGUGACUUUCUCAAAGCGUAGGAAGGGUUUGAUUAAGAAGGCGAAGGAGUUGGCGAUUUUAUGCGAUGCAGAAGUUGGACUUCUGAUCUUCUCAAGCACUGGGAAGCUUUAUGAAUGUGCAAGUAACAGCAUGAAAUUAGUCAUAGAGAGAUAUAACAAAACCAAGGAGGAAAACCAUCUUCUUAAUCCAGCAUCAGAAAUGAAGUUUUGGCAAGGGGAAGUCACCAUCUUACGGGAGCAACUACAGAACUUGCGAGAAAACCACCGGCAGUUCAUGGGAGAACAGCUUGGCGGUUUGACUAUAAAAGAGCUAAAGGGUCUAGAAAAUCAAUUAGAAAUCAGUCUGCAGGGAAUUCGUCUGAAAAAGGAAAAAAUAUUGACCGAUGAAAUUGAAGACCUAAAUAAAAAGGGAAAUUUUAUUCAUCAACAAAAUAUGGAACUGUACAAGAAGGUUUUUGGCACAAGCGCUCUGAAUCUCGAAAGUGGAAGUGGUUGUAUUCCCUUUGGCAUGAGCACAAGUGAGGAGUCACAUCUCCCCAUCCACCUUCAGCUAAGCCGAGCUGACCAACAAACUUAAGAGGCACACAUAAGAGCAACAGAAUGGGGCAGUCUAUAUAUCAAAGAAGUGUGUGAGGAUUUUGGACAAAUGCUAACCCACUUGCCCUUAACAACAUACCUUAUGUCCCAAGCAAGUACAGAAGAGUGCUUUUCCGAUCCUUUUUUUUUUUUUUAUGGAGAUGAACAAGAAGAACAGCUCAACGAAACUUAUGAUACUGAUAUAUGUUUAACUAUAUAUGAAUUUAGUUAAAGUCAUCAGCAAAUGAUGGUUUUGGCUAAACUUUAGUUGUUGCUCUCGUCUUUUGACCGUUUGGUCCUUUGGAUUGGUUGUAUGUUAUGGACAAGCUAGCCCAUGCAUAGUCUUUAUUUUGUUCUAAUAAAACUUUAGCUACGACCAAAUAUUAUCAGCAGAUGACGGCAUGU